AUGACUCUUCGACCUUUGGAUGCUUGGAUAACUGAGCGCAGAAUUGUACGCACUCUUAAUCUCUCUACCCUCAAAGGCAGCAAAAUAGGUAUCUAUGCCAACAACUACAUUGAUUCAAUUGUCCGAAGUAAUUCAGAGCCUCUGGUACAGGCAUUAGGUGGCGUUCCCUUUAGUCUUUUAGACCAUGUGGCAGCAGACUUAGCUGCUUUUCAAGCCAAUGGAAUUACACCGCUUUUUGUUUUUGAUGGUUUGUCGGUCAACUCUCAGCGACCAGUUACUACUGACAGCUCCAAACGCGAAACAACAUACACACCAUUUGCUUCUUCCAGUAAUAGCAUUGUCUCCGAAAUUUCUUCUACUUUACAUAAACGAAACCAAGCCUGGGAUGACUACGAAAAAGGCCAAGCCGAACAAGCUGUUCGAGAUUUUGAGCAAGUCACUGACCUCUGUUUUGACGCUAAAAAACAAUUCGGUGUUAGAACUCUUUUCAACUUUUUUAACCAGCGAGAGCCUUCUGUUGAAUUUGUUGUUGCUCCUUACACUGCAUCUGCACAACUUAUUUACUUUCAAUCCGAGGGUUAUAUUGAUGCAAUCUACGGCUCUUACGAUGUGAUGCUUUAUGCUCAAACAGAUCGCCUUAUUACCAAUAUCGAUUCCCGCGGGAAUGGGGGCCAUGGAAACUUUUCCUGGAUUUCUAAGCGUAUGUUUAUUUAUGACCUUGGAAUUUCCCAUGAACAGUUUGUCGAGGCUUGCAUCAUUUCUGGCUCUGUUGGCUUUGCACCAUACUCCAAUCUUUUAUACCCUCCCAUUAGCCAGCAACUCCUUUCUAGUGUUCCUGGUGGCCCAGCUGCUGCAUCUGCUGCCAUUGCAUCCGCUGGCUCUGCUGUUGCCGCUGGUCUUUACGCUGCCUCGGCUCCAUUUAAGCUGGCACUUGAUUAUGUUAGUACUGGCCCAAUCUCUAUCUUCCCUACUAUAGCUGCUUACUCUGAUCAACAAGAAGCUGCUCUUUCUGCAAACAAAGAAAAGUAUGUCAUUAAGUUUCAAAAAGCAUAUGCAACAAUACUUUACCAGCCUGUUUUAAAAGAAAAUGGAAAAGUCGAGCCUAUUCCUUCUGAAGAUGAAUGGCCCAGUGAUAUUCAUGAGUUUGUUGGUCAACGUCUGCCUGAUGAAAUUUACUUUUACUUGUCAAAGGGGCUUGUUGGACCUGAGAUUCUUAAUGCUUUGACUUCUGGGUACCUCUUUGAGCCUGCUCCACUAGACGGUGGGCGUCAGCUUUCAUAUCGCAAAUUUGUAACGAAUAUUCACAAUGAGGUUCAAAGCAAGUCUAUUAAUUUCUUGGCUCAAAUUCUUCACCGUUAUUUUCAACAUAGACCAAUCAAAAAUGUUGUUUGGUAUGAUUUAUCUCAAGACCAAGUUGUUCGUAAAAUACCCACGUCUUUACUUCAUCAAACCCAAGGCUGGAAAGUUACUAGGGAAAUCACUGAGGGAAAAUAUGCUUCUCAAAAAACUUUGAAGUAUAAGUCACAGUUAGCCAAGCUAAUCUGCCCCUUUUUUUUGAUUGAUGACGAUUCUGAGGAAGAACUUCAAGCUUUUAUUACUGCAACUGUCUUUAAAAAAAAAUACGUUCCUUCAAUCACACCUGUCUCUACCCCACCUUUGCCUUCCUCAACUGCUUCUCCAGCUUCGGGUACGCCUACAACAGCGCCUGCUACUACUGCAUCGCCUGCUCCUUCUACUGGUGCCCCACCAGUUACUACAUAUCCUUCUCCAGUUCCACCUGUGUAUUCGACAGUUGAAGAGCUUGUUUCCAAUAGUAUAUGGCGAGUUUUACAGGCAAUCGGCCUUUUCAACAAUGAACAUAACCUGACUCCUUGGGGUAAGGUUAUUGCCAAAACUUUGAAUCUUUUAGAAACAAAUGAACGGUUUAAAGAUCAUGCUCAGUCUCUUGCUGAGCCUCUCACAUUAGCUCUAUUGCUGAUUCGAGACGGAUUUCUGAAUGCAACUAAAACCGAACCUGAGUACACCGGCGGACCUGAUAGUCAUGCUCCUGCCGAUAUCCAAGCACACGUGUUACUUUUGAGCAGAGUUGCUUCUUUUGUUUCACUUAGACAUAAUCCUGUCGGUUUUGCUGGACCGUUGUCUCGCACAAUUUUGGCUUUUAAUUCAACAAUAACUCGCGAAUACUCUGCUUACCGCCAGCUUGUAGAAGCCGCACUUGUUGCAAUUCUUGCGACUGGUGAAGUUGAUAGAUUUAAGUUGACCAGUGCAAAGUAUCCUGCUGAAGAUGGAAACACUGAGCCUUCCACAAAAGUUUGGGGUAGCAUUAGUUCUUAUUUGCCAUUUUCUCUUGCUCCCAAUUGUGGAGCUGGUGUUGCCAUGAAACUUUACCUUGAUAGAGCCACUGGUUCUACUACCACCACUGCAGCUACUGCUUCUACAACAAAAGCUGCUGACGAGAAGCCAAAUACUAGCGACAGCUCGACUAGCACUGCAACAGUUAAUUCUACAUCUGGACCUUUUGUCAAGGUUGCCACACUUGACGAUCUUCGUGGCAUGUUUAAGCAGGCAGUCGAUGUUGAAGGAGAUCUUUCUGUUGCUUUCGUUUUGUGGAAGGUCCUUUACCAAGGUGUUUUGGACGCAGAAGCGAAUGGUUUGUUAUCAACAUCAGCUUCUAGACCUUUUCACUUGGCUAACACUUGGAUUGAACCUUUUGUGCUUUAA
Messenger RNA from Magnusiomyces paraingens, 2721 nucleotides. RefSeq lists its product as uncharacterized. Bases 1 to 2721 code for a protein of 906 amino acids. Gene Ontology annotation, cellular component: nucleus. Gene Ontology annotation, molecular function: 5'-flap endonuclease activity; 5'-3' DNA exonuclease activity. Lineage: Eukaryota; Fungi; Ascomycota; Dipodascomycetes; Dipodascales; Dipodascaceae. The transcript has 2 exons. The record is from RefSeq and is a predicted model, not a curated record. Gene Ontology annotation, biological process: DNA recombination; DNA double-strand break processing; mismatch repair.